This is a messenger RNA of Scomber japonicus (chub mackerel), 1386 nucleotides long. Its product is annotated as E3 ubiquitin-protein ligase TRIM39-like. The record is from RefSeq and is a predicted model, not a curated record. Gene Ontology annotation, molecular function: zinc ion binding; protein binding. NCBI's taxonomy places the organism in Eukaryota, Metazoa, Chordata, Actinopteri, Scombriformes, Scombridae. The transcript is spliced from 2 exons. Bases 217 to 1386 code for a protein of 389 amino acids.
GAUGAUAACAUUCACCUGCAGAGUAAACUCAUGACAACUAACAACAGGACAGCUACAGGACAGACUACUGAAAAACAGGAGCUUCCAGACUGAUGUUGAUCGAACACAAAUUUAAGGAAAAACACAGAACAAAGUAAACGAAGCGUAACUUCAAGACACAUUUCUACAAGAGGACGUCAAUCACACUGGAUUUUUUUUUAUUGUUUUAAAGUGAAAAUGGCACACUAUUUGGAGGAUGAUCUCUCCUGUCCUAUCUGUCAGGACAUCUUUAAGGAUCCUGUAGUCCUGACGUGCAGCCACAGCUUCUGUAACGACUGUCUGAAGCGCUGGUGGAGAGAGAAACAAACACAGGAGUGUCCUCUUUGUAAGAGGAGAUCACCAAGGAGGGAUCCACCUCGUAACUUGGCGUUAAAGAACGUGUGUGAGGCUUUGCCACUGCAGAGAGAGCAGAGAUCUCCAGCUGAAUCUGCAACUCUCUGCAGUCUGCACUCUGAGAAACUCAAACUCUUCUGUCUUGAUCACCAGAAGCCAGUGUGUAUUGUUUGCAAAGAGUCAAAAACACACAAAGAGCACAGAUUCACACCCAUUGAUGAAGCUGCACAGGAUCACAAAGAGGAGCUCCAGAAAUCUCUGAAGCCCUUACAGGAGAUACUGAUGAUCUUUAAAGAUGUUAAAGGAAACUGUGAUCAAACAGCAGAAUACAUUAAGGUCCAGGCCAGAGACACAGAGAAGGAGAUUAAAGAGCAGUUUAAGAAGCUUCGCCAGUUUAUGAAAGAUGAAGAGGAGGUGGAGGAAACGGUCUCCUUCACUCCUGUGAUUCUGGAUCCAAACACUGCUCAUCCACACCUAAUCCUGUCUGAAGAUCUGACCAGUGUGAGAUGUGGAGAAGGACAGAAACUUCCUGAAAAUCCAGAGAGGAACAAAGGUAUCACUGUACAGGGCUCUGAAGGCUUUAAAUCAGGCAAACACAGCUGGGAUGUUGAGGUUGGAGACAAUGCAGACUGGAUGCUUGGAGUUGUAAAUGAGUUUGAAAGUUGGGGAAUUAUUUUUUGUGGUGGUGAAUACAGAGUUGUAUCUCGACCAGAUCAAAAAGUUGUUCUCCAAGUUAGGAAGAAGCUGCAGAAGAUCAGAGUUCAGCUGGACUUCGACGGGAGAAAACUGUCAUUCUCUGAUCUUGAUGCUGGAGGAGACAUACACACCUUCACAGAGACUUUCACUGGGAAGUUGUUUCCAUGCAUUGGUAGUAGGGAUAAACUGCCAAUUAGGAUUUUACCAGAGGAGGGGGAGGAUGAUGAAUGUGGUGACAAAGGCAGUGAUAGUGAAGAUGAUUCUAGUGAUGAUUCAGAAACCAAUGAUUAUGACGAUGAUGACGAUGAUGAUGAUUAA